Lampris incognitus (smalleye Pacific opah) is the source of this 1658-nucleotide messenger RNA. It is a transcript of the gene chmp1b, whose product is annotated as charged multivesicular body protein 1B. The record is from RefSeq and is a predicted model, not a curated record. Lineage: Eukaryota; Metazoa; Chordata; Actinopteri; Lampriformes; Lampridae. The transcript has 9 exons. Gene Ontology annotation, cellular component: multivesicular body; ESCRT III complex. Gene Ontology annotation, biological process: protein transport; late endosome to vacuole transport; endosome transport via multivesicular body sorting pathway. Bases 295 to 894 code for a protein of 199 amino acids.
UCCAUUUUCUUGGACAUCUGAGAAACCACUCGUCCUACACUAAUUGAGUUGACACUCUACACAUGAAGAAUCACGGCGAUUCAAGCUCUCCCGUGACGUCGGUGGAAUGCCCGACCCACGUGAUGAUGGCGUAAUCCAUAUUUUGGCAGAGUACCCGGAAGUGCAGAAGGAGCUGAAUGCGAAAAGCUAAGUUUAAGGGCUAAGUUUUGCUUUGUUCGUCGCCCUCUUUAGCACUUCACGUACAAGGAAAGAUUGGGAUAAUCUAAUCGUGGUAAACUCGACGAGUUUAUUGAUAUGUCGAAUAUGGAGAAGCAUCUCUUCAAUCUAAAGUUUGCUGCCAAAGAACUUCAUAGAAAUUCCAAGAAAUGCGACAAAGAAGAGAAAGCAGAGAAGACUAAAGUUAAGAAAGCAAUCCAAAAAGGUAAUAUGGAAGUGGCCAGGAUCCAUGCAGAAAAUGCUAUCAGACAGAAGAACCAAUCAGUCAACUUCCUGCGGAUGAGUGCUCGGGUGGAUGCAGUGGCAGCAAGAGUCCAAACUGCAGUCACAAUGAACAAGGUUACAAAAUCUAUGGCUGGAGUGGUGAAAGGCAUGGAUGCCACACUCAAGGGCAUGAAUCUGGAGAAGAUUUCAGCGCUCAUGGACAAGUUUGAGCAUCAGUUUGAGACACUAGAUGUUCAGACAGCCCAAAUGGAGGAUACCAUGAGUAGCACAACAACACUGACAACACCACAGAACCAAGUGGAGUCCCUAAUGCAUGAAAUGGCCGAUGAAGCAGGGUUGGACCUGAACAUGGAGCUCCCCCAGGGACAGACAGGAUCUGUGGGCACCAGCGUUGCUUCAGCAGAGCAGGAUGAACUGUCUCAAAGGCUGGCCAAACUCAGAGACCAAAUGUAAAGGAAGACUGGUCAGUUGGAACCAGAAAGCAGAGCUCCACAAUACCUGUCCUCCAACUGAAAUGAAAAUUAUACUCCAACAUAUAUUAUUUCUGUAAUAACUUUAUUCCUCUUUUGCAUCUCAUACUUGUCUCUACAGGAUAUACAGUGUGAUUUGUGUGAGUUUCCACUGGUUUCUUGUUUCUUGUUCUUAUUUCGUCAUGAUUAUUUAUGUCUGGGGACAAACAAUUUAUACUAAAACACUCACUUGUUUGUUAAUGUGUGUAUUUCUGAAAUGUAUUUAUUUACUAAUGAGGGGUAUUUGUUCUACUGUAUUAGUAAAUAUUUAUAGUUCAGAAGAGUAUACAUAAAAACUUGAAAUGUGGAAUUUAUUCCCAUAUAUUUCUGACCUGAUUUUUUUACCCACCUGAUUUCAUAUACAUGGGUGUAUAUCACAUCAUGUUGAAAAUAUAUAUGUAAUUAGUUUAUUUCUUGUUCCUAAGUGGAUGAUUGCACCCAACAUAUGCAAAUUUUCUACUUGAUCAUUAUUAAAGAGACCAUGGUUCAUGUUUGCUUGAUCAUGGUUUAAGAGACCCUCCUUUACAGACAAAUUGACAUCUGCUGUUGCAUUGUAUUGUGCCUGUUUGUUUUUUUGUUUUUUGGGUUUUUUUUUUUACAUUUAUUAUUUUGAGAAAAAUUGUGAAUUAGUUUAUGUCUUUGGCUGGCCAUCUGUCACUAAUUCUUUUGGGAAGGGGUUAGCUCAAAAUUACAUAAGCUGACAAUAAA